Molecule: messenger RNA, 1380 nt
Organism: Lodderomyces margitis
Lineage: Eukaryota; Fungi; Ascomycota; Pichiomycetes; Serinales; Debaryomycetaceae
Product: FMO1
Exons: 1
Coding region: 1-1380 (459 amino acids)
Molecular function (GO): N,N-dimethylaniline monooxygenase activity; flavin adenine dinucleotide binding; NADP binding
Source: RefSeq, a predicted model, not a curated record
AUGACUAAAAUACAACCACUCUUCAAUAGAGUUGCCAUAAUUGGUGGAGGUCCGGCUGGUCUUGCUGCCGCUAAAGCGCUUGCUUUGGAACCUGUUGAGUUUGCAGCAAUCGAUGUUUUUGAAAGGAGAGAUCAUUUCGGCGGUUUAUGGUACCACAAUGGUGACAAGUCUUUGAUUCACCCUCAUGUUCCGAGUACAGAUCCAUUCGCAGGUGAGACUGCCGAGAAGAACGCCAAUGCGUCAGACUUGUAUUUUUCAGCAAUUUACAAAUUCAUGGAAACAAAUAUUAGUCACUGGUUGAUGCUGUACGGUAAUGUCCCUUUCCCCACUGGGACAUUCACUUUCCCAGAAAGACAGAAGGUGUUACGAUAUAUCAAAGAAUACGUCGAAACCAUGCCACAAGAAAAGGUAAAUAUUCGGGUAAACUCCAAUGUGAUUCGAGUGGAAAAGGUAGGAAAAAUAUGGGAAGUUGAGGUGGAAAAUGGCGACAAUGGGGUGUCUUGUUUGGAGUAUGAUGCUGCAAUUAUCGCUAAUGGUCAUUUUAACAGUCCGUUUAUUCCCGAUGUUGCUGGAUUGUCUGAAUGGAACGAGAAUAUCCCCCAUUCCAUUCUUCAUUCAAAGUAUUUUGAAUCACCAAACACCUACAGGGGCAAAAGAGUGUUGGUUAUUGGCAAUGGGGCUAGUGGUGUGGAUAUUUCGACCCAAAUCAGCACUGUGGCGGAAAAGGUUUAUGUCUCGGUGAGGGAUUUGGAUAACAUUGGGUUUCAAAGUGACUUGAUUGAUUAUAUUAGCUUGAUUGAGAAAUACGAGUGUAAAGAUAGGUCCGCUGUUACAACAACUGGCGAGAAGUACAGCAACAUCGACGUUGUUAUUUUUUGUACUGGUUAUUUCUACAGCAUGCCAUUCUUGCGCAAGAACGGCGUAGAAAAAGAUGGAUCUCAAGUAUACGACGUGUUCAAACAAGUAUUCAAUGUUUAUGAUCCAUCACUUACAUUUGUUGCGUUAUUGAAGAAUGUUACUCCUAUGCCUUUAUCAGAAUCACAAUCGGCCUUGAUUGCCAGAUACUAUAGUGGAAGGUACGAGCUUCCAAAUCAAGAAGAGAGACAAAAAUCGUACGAAAAAGAUUUAGCAGAGAAGGGAUGUGGAUCCAAGUUCCACGUUUAUGGGUACCCACAAGACGUAGAGUAUUAUCGACAUUUGCAAGAGUUGAUUGAUAAACAAGCAUUGAGAAGCCCAGGGUUAAUUGCACCGAUUUGGGAUGAAAACUUGGCACAUGAGCGUCUGAAAUCCGCAGAACUAAAGGGCAAAAGGUUACAACAACUUGUUGAGCAUGUUAAGAAAUUGAGAUCUGAGGGGAAGGAUUUUGAAUUGCUUCAUUAA